AGAGCAGAAGUGAAAAAAUAGGCAGUGAAAGAAUGGAGCAGAGCAGUGGGCACCAAAACACUACUGGAUUGUAAAAUGGAACAGGGAGAAGACAUCUUCUGAAACCCUAACCCCCAAAUCCCAUUCUAUACACACACAAAUAUUAAUAUUAUAUAAAUAUCAAUAUCAAUAUAUGGCGUCUUUGAUGUUCACUGGAACUAUACCACCUACUACUAAUCUCAAGCCUCUCUCUCAUUUUCCUCCCAAAAUCUCCUCCUUCAUUAGGUGCAAUGUGACGGAACCUGUGAAUCGUAAUGACAAUGGGAGGCCGUACAUGCCUAGUCUUGUUGCUCAGCAAGGGACGCUUCCUAGUUUCUUGACAUCUAAUCAGUAUGAGAGGAAUUAUUCUGCUCAGAAAAAUGAAACAAAGCUUCGGAUCUUCUCGGGAACAGCUAAUCCCUUACUCUCUCAGGAAAUCGCUUGUUACAUGGGUCUGGACCUUGGAAAGAUAAAAAUCAAGCGUUUUGCUGAUGGAGAGAUAUAUGUUCAGUUGCAAGAGAGUGUUCGAGGGUGUGAUGUAUAUCUUGUGCAACCUACCUCUCCACCAGCAAAUGAGAAUCUCAUGGAGCUAUUAAUAAUGAUAGAUGCUUGCCGAAGGGCAUCAGCCAAAACCAUAACUGCGGUGAUUCCAUAUUUUGGUUAUGCUAGGGCAGAUCGAAAGACUCAAGGGCGUGAAUCAAUUGCGGCCAAACUUGUAGCAAACCUAAUUACUGAAGCUGGUGCUGAUCGUGUUCUUGCUUGCGAUCUUCAUUCUGGCCAAUCCAUGGGAUAUUUUGAUAUUCCAGUUGAUCAUGUACAUGGUCAGCCAGUGAUACUUGAUUACCUCGCGAGCAAGGCCAUAUGUUCAGAUGAUUUGGUAGUGGUCUCUCCCGAUGUUGGUGGAGUUGCUAGAGCACGUGCUUUUGCUAAGAAAUUGUCAGAUGCACCCUUAGCUAUUGUGGAUAAACGGCGUCAUGGACACAAUGUUGCGGAGGUAAUGAAUUUGAUUGGUGAUGUUAAAGGAAAAGUAGCAGUGAUGGUGGAUGACAUGAUUGAUACGGCUGGCACCAUAGCAAAUGGAGCAGCUCUGUUGCAUCAAGAGGGUGCCAGGGAAGUUUAUGCAUGCACAACACAUGCUGUCUUUAGUCCUCCUGCAAUUGAAAGGUUAUCUAGCGGCUUGUUUCAAGAGGUGAUCAUCACAAAUACCAUUCCAUUGUCCGAACACAAGUAUUUUCCUCAGCUGACAGUUUUAUCUGUGGCAAAUCUCCUUGGUGAGACAAUCUGGCGUGUUCAUGAUGACUACGCAGGUGGAAUUGAAUCAUUUUGCAAUUUGGGCAUUGAUUGAUCAUAAUUGUGAAUUUCUGCUACUAUACUUUAGUGGCUCACUGGGAAACAGGACCCCUCACACCUAGUCACUGCAAUGACAGAAAUUAAAUAAUAAUGUAGUUUUGCUGAUCUCAAACGUGUACAAAUUUGUUGGCGAAACCUGAUCUGGCUUUUCGUAGGACGAUUUUGAGAGUUACAUUCUGAUGAAUAAAUAUAUCAAAUUUAAAUUGUUCCUUUGAA
Daucus carota subsp. sativus is the source of this 1584-nucleotide messenger RNA. Its product is annotated as ribose-phosphate pyrophosphokinase 1. Gene Ontology annotation, molecular function: magnesium ion binding; ribose phosphate diphosphokinase activity. Lineage: Eukaryota; Viridiplantae; Streptophyta; Magnoliopsida; Apiales; Apiaceae. The transcript has 9 exons. Gene Ontology annotation, biological process: ribonucleoside monophosphate biosynthetic process; purine nucleotide biosynthetic process; 5-phosphoribose 1-diphosphate biosynthetic process. Bases 173 to 1363 code for a protein of 396 amino acids. The record is from RefSeq and is a predicted model, not a curated record. Gene Ontology annotation, cellular component: ribose phosphate diphosphokinase complex; cytoplasm.